CUCCACCUCUUCCCGUUUUUGCCCCUUCCUCCGCCGCCGACGGCCACCAAACCACCACAAGAAGAUCGAACGAGAGAGGAGAGAGCAGCAACCAACCCGUUCCGCUGCUGCUCGAUCUCCACCGUGGGCUACUACUGCGGGUGAGGUAAACAAACCAGCGACAGCGAGCGCUAAUUGCGGGAUGGGGCUGGGGAUGGGUGAUCAGACGCCGGCGUCUCAGAGGAAGGCGGCGGCGGCGGCGGGCGGAGGCGGGCUGGCCGCCCUGAAGCUGCUGCUGUGCGUGCUCCUCGUCGGCCUCGCCCUGCGGCUGCUCGUCGGCCCCUCCGCGUACCUCCUGUCGGACACCGCCACCGCCACCGCCGCGCCGGAGGGGGAGGUGGCUUCCGACGGGAGUUGUGAUCUUUCCCAUGGUGAAUGGGUCCCUGAUUCACUAGGCCCAUCUUACACCAAUGGCAGCUGCCGCUUCAUCGAGAUGCCGCAGAACUGUAUGACAAAUGGGAGGCCUGACAGUGGUUAUCUUUAUUGGAGAUGGAAGCCAUAUGGCUGCGAUGUGCCGCGGUUUGAGGGCGAGAAGUUUUUGGAGGCCAUGCGGGGAAAACAUUGGGCACUUAUUGGUGAUUCAAUCCUCCGAAACCAUGUCCAAUCGUUGCUUUGCCUUCUUGCUAAGGUUGAAGAGCCUACUCAGGUCUACCAUGACAGGACAUUCAAAUCAAGGCGGUGGCACUUCGCUUCACACAACAUCACAGUAUCUCUUAUCUGGGCACCGUUCCUGGUCGAAGCUGAAAUAUUUGAAGAUGAUGAUGGAAGAUCAACUUCUGAGCUCCAACUGCACCUUGACAUACUUGACUCAAACUGGACAAGGCAAUGGAACAGCUUUGACUAUGUCGUGAUAUCAACAGGGCAAUGGUUCCCGAAAACCGCAGUCUACUGGGAGGAUGGAGUUUUGACUGGCUGCCACUAUUGCAAGAACAAGAACAUAGCGGAACUGACCUUUGAGUACGCCUUCCGCAAGUCACUCAGAAAAGCUUUUCAGUUCAUCACAUCCUCACCUCACAAGCCAGUGGUCUUCUACAGAACAUGGUCACCGUCACAUUUCGAGAACGGCGAGUGGUCCAGUGGUGGGACUUGCAAGAGGACUGUUCCAUUCAAGCCGGGGGAAGCUGGCGAUAGAGAAUCGGACAAGAAGAUGUGGAGGAUUGAGAGAGAAGAGUUUGCCAAGGCAGCGGCGCAUGACAGGUCCAACAAUGCUGGGCGUCUGAAGCUGCUUGACACAUUUGAGCUCUCGCUGCUAAGGCCUGACGGCCACUCUGGACCUUACAGGACAUAUCAUCCUUUCGAUAAGGGGACGACCAGCAAAGUUCAGAACGACUGCCUGCACUGGUGCCUACCCGGUCCUAUCGAUGCAUGGAAUGAUAUAAUCAUGGAGAUGUUAGAGAUGAACUGAAAACUCCACUGGCAUGCAACCGAAUCAUCCAAGUUUUGACAAAAAAACGUGUUGAUUCA
Oryza brachyantha (malo sina) is the source of this 1503-nucleotide messenger RNA. RefSeq names its product protein trichome birefringence-like 24. Gene Ontology annotation, cellular component: Golgi apparatus. The record is from RefSeq and is a predicted model, not a curated record. The transcript has 3 exons. The coding region runs from base 182 to 1444 and encodes 420 amino acids. Lineage: Eukaryota; Viridiplantae; Streptophyta; Magnoliopsida; Poales; Poaceae. Gene Ontology annotation, molecular function: O-acetyltransferase activity.